AUGCAGGAAAUGCAGGUUGACAGUGGCAUCUUCGGAUACAUUAACUAUCUGGUGGAGAAGGACCGCCGUUACAUAAUUGACACUCUUGUCAACGGCCUUUCCCGACUCGAAUAUCGAGGAUACGACUCGGCUGGUCUUGCUGUGGAUGGUGACAAGAAGAAUGAAGUGUUUGCUUUCAAGGAGGUGGGCAAGGUGGCAAAGUUGAAGCAGCUCAUCGAGGACGAGAAGCCAGAUUUCACAAAGAUCUUCGAUUCCCACGCAGGAAUUGCACACACCAGAUGGGCAACUCAUGGUCCGCCAUCUCGCAUUAACUGCCAUCCUCACAGAUCCGACCCAACAUGGCAAUUCUCCGUCGUUCACAAUGGCAUUAUCACCAACUACAAGGAGUUGAAGACUUUGUUGACAUCGAAGGGAUUCAAGUUCGAGACUGAAACUGACACCGAAUGUAUUGCCAAGCUUGCGAAGUACCUCUACGACCAACACCCGACCAUUGGCUUUACAGAUUUGGCGAAGGCCGUCAUCAAGGAGUUGCAGGGAGCCUUUGGUCUUUUGAUGAAGUCCGUCCACUACCCACACGAAGUCAUUGCCGCCAGAAAGGGUUCUCCGUUGGUUAUUGGUGUACGAACACAGAAGCGCAUGAAGGUGGACUUUGUCGAUGUUGAAUAUACCGAGGACGGUCCUCUCCCAGCUGAGCAAGCAUCCCAGAACGUGGCUCUGAAGAAGUCAAAUGUUGGAAACUUCCUCAGCGCUGGCAAUCUUCUUGCACCACCCGACAAAUCCCUGUUGCACCGAUCACAAUCGCGUGCCUUCAUGACCGAUGAUGGAGCACCAAUGCCAACGGAGUUCUUUCUUUCCUCUGAUCCAUCUGCGAUUAUUGAGCAUACGAAGAAGGUCAUGUACCUCGAAGACGACGACAUUGCACACAUCCACGAAGGUUCCCUCAAUAUCCACAGACUUACAAAGGCCGAUGGUUCUUCCAACGUCCGAACUAUCCAGACCCUUGAGCUUGAGCUCCAGGAGAUCAUGAAGGGCAAGUUCGACCAUUUCAUGCAAAAGGAAAUUUUCGAACAACCCGAGUCCGUGAUCAACACGAUGAGAGGUCGUCUUGAUGUUGAGAACAAGUUAGUUACAUUGGGUGGCCUGAGAUCAUACAUCGCAACAAUCCGUCGCUGCAGAAGAAUCAUCUUCAUUGCUUGCGGAACCAGUUACCACUCGUGCAUGGCUGUUCGAGGAGCCUUCGAGGAGCUGACUGAAAUUCCCAUUGCGGUUGAAUUGGCUUCAGAUUUCCUGGACAGACAAGCACCCGUCUUCCGCGACGAUACUUGCGUCUUUGUCUCUCAGUCUGGCGAGACUGCUGAUUCUCUGAUGGCUCUGCGGUACUGCCUGGAGCGUGGUGCAUUGACUGUUGGUAUCGUCAAUGUUGUCGGUUCCUCUAUCUCCCUCCUCACCCACUGUGGUGUACACGUCAACGCUGGUCCCGAAAUUGGUGUUGCAUCAACCAAGGCCUAUACGUCGCAAUUUAUUGCAAUGAUCAUGUUUGCGUUGUCUUUGAGCGAGGACCGCGCCUCAAAGCAGAAGAGACGAGAGGAUAUCAUGGAAGGCCUUGGCCACAUCUCCGAACAGAUCAAUCAGAUUCUGAAGCUGGAUCAACCGAUCAAGGAAUUGUGUGCCAGAGUUUUCCACAACCAGAAGAGUUUGCUGCUGUUGGGCAGAGGCAGCCAAUUCUCUACUGCGUUGGAGGGUGCUCUCAAGAUCAAGGAAAUUUCCUACCUCCAUUGCGAGGCUGUCAUGUCUGGAGAGCUGAAGCAUGGUGUUCUGGCCUUGGUAGAUGAGAACUUGCCUAUCAUCAUGAUUCUUACCCGUGAUGAUAUCUUUGCUAAGUCCCUUAACGCUUACGAACAAGUCGUUGCUCGUGGAGGCAGACCGAUUGUUAUCUGCAAUCCCAACGACGAGGAGUUCAAGACUGGGCAAGCCGAGAAGAUCGAGAUCCCCAAGACCGUCGAUUGCUUGCAAGGCCUCUUGAACGUCGUCCCUCUCCAACUGAUGGCCUACUGGCUCGCAGUCGCUGAGGGCUUGAACGUCGAUUUCCCUCGUAACUUGGCCAAGUCCGUCACGGUGGAGUAAUGGAUUUAAUGGGUACGGGGCGUGCUCCUGUUUGUUUGAUAUGAUUAGCGAAUGGGAAAUGGGUGGGAAACCGGUAUGGUGAAUCAUGGCUAGUGACUGGUUAGAUACUCUUUUGCGAAGACCGCGUGUACUUUAGUGCAAUGGAAUUUUGAUGAAUAAGUUCUCGUCUGAAUACUCCGUAAUUUGGAAAGUAGAAUACCUAAAAUGAGAUUCUUUCGAGUGUCUCGCCCGAAAGUUCG
This is a messenger RNA of Hyaloscypha bicolor E, 2363 nucleotides long. Its product is annotated as isomerising glucosamine-fructose-6-phosphate aminotransferase. Lineage: Eukaryota; Fungi; Ascomycota; Leotiomycetes; Helotiales; Hyaloscyphaceae. Gene Ontology annotation, molecular function: L-glutamine:D-fructose-6-phosphate transaminase (isomerizing) activity; carbohydrate derivative binding. Gene Ontology annotation, biological process: fructose 6-phosphate metabolic process; UDP-N-acetylglucosamine metabolic process; protein N-linked glycosylation. The transcript is spliced from 4 exons. Bases 1 to 2124 code for a protein of 707 amino acids. The record is from RefSeq and is a predicted model, not a curated record.